UAUUCGGCCACAGAUGUAGCCGUUACAUUUGAUGUGUUUUUAACGGUUAACCUUCAAUAUGGAUAACUUGAAACCAUAUUUAGUUUUUCUUUAGUCUGUUAUGUUACGUUUGGCGUUAAAUAAUUAGCUACAUACAUUUAAAAUAAUUAUAUUGAUAUUCCUCACCUAAGACUAACUUUACUUCAAUGGUUAGCCCAAGAAUAGCUAAUGCUAACUAGUUAGCUACCGUUAGCCUGCUCCUGCCCUCCCUGACGUCACUGAUCCAGCACUGAGCCUCCACAGGGUGCUCAGGUGAGGAGGUGAGGAGGUGAGCAGUGGAGAUGACGGGACAGGACGAUGUGGACAUACCCGAAACAGGAGCCAUCUUCACAUUUGGAAAGAGCAGCUUUGCUGACAAUGUACCUAGUACAUUCUGGUUGAAGAAUGACCAGCCAGUGCACCUAUCUUGUGGUGGAGAGCACACUGCUGUUGUCACAGAAAAUGGCAGGCUACUCAUGUUUGGUGGUAAUGCUUGGGGCCAACUGGGGCGUGGAUUUAAGCCUGCUGCCAGGAAACCUGCCUCCGUGAAAGCCUUAAAGUCUGAGAAGGUGAAGCUUGUGGCUUGUGGGAGAGAUCACACAAUCGUCUGCACAUGGCGGGGUAGUGUGUAUGUGGCUGGCAGUAACCAUGAGGGGCAGCUUGGUAUGGGCCACUGCAACAACACUACAUCUUUCCACCUGCUUCAUCCCUUCUGUGACCAUGCACCAAUCAAAAUGCUGUCUGCAGGAUGCAACACCUCAGCUGCCUUAACAGAGGACGGGAGGCUGUGGAUGUGGGGAGCCAACGCCGUGGGUCAGAUUGGUUUAGGGGACGAGGGGUUUGCAGCAGAACCCACAGAGGUGGAUGUUGGGGAGGCGGUGCUUUGGGUCUCCUGUGGGUACCACCACUCAGCAUUUGUCACAGUGGAUGGAGAUCUUUACACGUUUGGCGAGAGUGCGAAUGGAAGGCUUGGUCUCCAGGUGGAGCAGCUGGCCAAUCACAGAGUCCCUCAGCGGGUGCAAGGGAUUCUGGGUCGUGUCACCCAGGUGUGCUGUGGAGGGGAACACACUGUGGCACUCACAGAGGAGAACGUGUACACGUUUGGUAGAGGUCAGUACGGUCAGCUGGGCCACGGGACAUUUCUGUUUGAAGUUGAUUUGCCAAAACCACUGGAGCACUUUAGUAACAGCAGCAUCAAACAUAUCGCCUGUGGAGAAAAGCACACCGCUGUGAUGACAAGUAACGGACUCCUGUACACAUUUGGUGAUGGUCGUCAUGGGAAACUGGGUUUAGGGGAGGAGAACUUCAUCAACCAGUUCAGCCCGACACUCUGCACACGUUUUUUUAAGUGCAAUGUUCAAUCAGUGUCCUGCGGUGGUAACCACAUGCUGGUACUGGCUGCACCCAGACCACCAGAGAGCCAAGAAGUGGUGCCAGAGAAUGAUGUCACAAUCACAGAGAACUUUCUGGAGCCAAGUUACACAGAAAUCCUUCAGCUGGGCGCUUUGAUUGAUCCACUCUUGGCCCUCUCUGCUCGAGCUCGCCACAGACAAAAAGGAAGCUCUGUGGAGCUGUUUGAAGAGAUGUCUCACAACCUCCCACGUCUAAGUUCUGACUUCCUCAACCCCUCCUGGCAAACGUCCAGAAAUAUCCCAACCCAUAAAACGCCCUCAAAGGACUUUACUACCCCUGCAUCAUCCCCGAAACCACAAUCAGAAGUAAUACUAAGCCCACCACUCUUUCCCAGAUCUCCAGUGUUAUCCUCUAAGCCAUCGAGCCCACGUUCUCAAUCGUCGAACACCUUUCAGAAUAAAUCCUCUACCACUGCUUCCUCUAAGUCUAAAUCCAAAGAGCUGCCUUCUCCCUUACUAUCGCCAAAGUCUAUAACUGAACAGAACACCCCAGUAUCUCCUAAAAGGGCUGCGAAAAAAAGACUGUACAGAGUGUCAACCGCUAAAAAGGCCUUAAUUGAAGAAUCUCCUCUACCACCUAAAGAGCCCUGCAGCCCCACUAGACCCUCCAGUGAUGUUUCCAAUAAACAUCUCAGUGAGGAAGAGCAUCCUGCCUCGCCACAAACAGAGGAAGAAAAUGUUCAGAGACAAAUUGUCAUAGAAGAUGUGGAGGAGAAUAUCUCUGAGAAAGGAGUCGACUCUGACUUUUUGCCAAAUAUGGAAAAGAAGAAAGGUCGAGCUCUUAGAAGAACUAUGAAAGAGGCACAGUUGUUUGAGGUCAAUGGAAAGGCAGGACAUAAUUCUCUCAAGGCCUCACCCACAGCGCUCCUGAAAGGCUCUUUAAAGAAAGAAGUGUCUCCACCGAGGAGCUCAAAGAGUCUAAAAAACACAUCCAAAAAAGUCACAUCUAAAGGCAAAGAGAACAUCACCAAGCAGUCUCUUAAAAUCAAAACUCAUGAAGACGAACAAGCUCGAAAGGAACCCUCGCAUUUGAAAUCACCAGCAUCGAGCCCAAAAAGUCCACAAUCUGUCAGGAAGACACUGACUGAAGCGCAGCAGAGACUGACUGAAUUGAAGAGAAAUGACAGGAGACAGAGAAAUAUUAAAGAAAUGAAUAUAAACAAAGAGGAUACGAAAGCCAGCCCGUUUAAGAAAAACUUGAUAGAGACACCAAAAAAGGAGGAACAUAAAUCUUCAGCUUUGGACAAGACAUCUCCUGUUAUUAAGGUCACUACAGGAAAUGAAACAAGCAGCAUAUCUGUCCAAAGUGUAAGUUCGUCAUCCGUAGAAAGAGAUUCAGAAAUCCAGAGUGAGACCACUGACGUCAAACCUGAUGAAGUGCAGAUGCAACGGGAGACGCAGCGAGUCAAAUCAACUCCAACAAAAGAUUUGCACAAGGUUGAAUCUGUACUGGGAAAAGGUCAAAAUAAAGCACUGGAUGUAAAAUCAUCACUAGUGAGAAAAGGAAACACACCUGCUCAGGUUGAUACUAAGAAAUCCCAAAGUGUUAAAUCGACACCAGUGAAAAUUAAAGGGACACCGCAGGAAGUCAAAUCCACACCAGUCAAAAGACAAAGUAAAUGUGCAGGAAAUACUCCCGUUAAAAGCAAAGGAAGAGUUGUGGAAAAUGAAUUAAACACAGCUCAAAAAAUGGGAGGUAGAACUGCAGAUAAGCAGAAGAUACCUAGAGAUGACGGCGGUGAAGAUAAAAAGAAGGCAAAAGAAUCUAAACUGAAGGCAAAAACAAAACCAGGGGGAGAAGACGGAAAUGAAAUAAGAGUUAAAGGAGAAGCUGACUCUGAAGAUAAUACGAGGGCCAAGCCAAGGAGUAAGCAGACAGAAUCUUCCAGCCCGCUGUUAUCACAACAGGAUACACCUAUUGAAGUGCUGUGUAACCCCAUUUCCUCACAAAGCACUCACAGAACAGAGGUGGUUUCCGUCAGCGGUGCCAAAUCCCUGCAAGGCCCCGAACCUGUUGAUAAGGAUCUGCUCGUUUCUGGAACAAGCAUGGAGGACACUCAGAGCCUGACUGAAGAAAAGCCAAGGUGGGGGGAGAUCCUCAGUACCGCAGCCUUACUCCUUCCUGCUGUGGGGAUAGCAGGUGCAGCUAUGGGGGUCCUUAGUGAGGCAGUGACAAGCAUAGGGGCUUCUCAGUCUGAUACAGUUACCUCUACACCACCCAAAACACCCAGGCGAGUGACACAAUUCACAAAACAGAGUGCAGUUUUGCAGCCUUCUUUUUCCUCGACACAUUUUUCUUCAACAGAAGCGUCAAAUCCACCAGAAGAAAGCACGAAGAAAGAUGUUCAGGUCAAGAAGAAUGUAGUUCAAGAAGAAGAAAGUCAUGGUACCCCUCAGUCACAACAGGGGGUGGUGAAGAGUGACGGGGAUGAAGACUUUUCACAAACAGAGGGUAAGAACAGGGGCACAGAUGUGGAAACUUUCCAGCAAGAACUCGGAGAAGAUGAGAAAACCUACAACGAUCAUGAGGGAGAAGAAAAACAUACUGAAGAUGAGGAAAAGAAGGAAGAUGAAGAGAGUGGAAGCGAUGUGGAAGACGAAGGAGAUGAAGAGAGUGGAAGCGAUGUGGAGGAGGGAAGUGAGAGUAGUGUUGAUGUCUUAGAGGAGGAAAAGCUGAGUGUUUCUGGUGAGGAAGAGCAAGAUAAUGAAACUGCAGAGGAAGAUGAGGAGGAGGAAACAGGCUCCAGCAGUGAGGAAGAGGAUGAAGGAAGUGAGAAGAGUGAUGUUACAGAGGCGGAAGAGGAGGAAGAAGAAAGCAGUGAGGCAGCAGGGGAGGAGGGAAGUGAAGAAUCCACUGAAGAAGAGAAUAAAAAAAAAGAGGAAGAAAGUACUGUGAGUGAGGAUGAAGAAGAUGAAAGUGGUGAAGAGUCGGGGAGCAGCAAGAGCAAAGAGUCAGAGGAGGAGGACAGAGACGGAGGUGACACUGCAGAGUCUGAUUCUGAGGAAGAAAACGAAGAAGAAGAAGAAAAUGAGGUUGGUGAGGAAGAGGGUGAAACUGAGGACCAAAAAGAUUCCAUCGAAAGUAAGGAGGAGGAGACAGACUCAGAAGAAGAUGAAGAAACGGGUAAGAGUGAAGGGGAGGAAGAUGAGAAACAGGAUGAAGCGAGUGUUGAAAAUGACGAGGAGGAAGAGGAAGAUGGUGAUCCUGAUGAAGACAGAGAAGAGCAAGAUGAAAAGCGUGAUAAAGAAAAUGAGGAGGAGGAAGAGGGUGAGGAAGAGGUAUCUUUAGAUGAAGGGGAAGCUGAGGAAGAGACUGCAGAGGAGGAAGAGGAAGGAAAGGAGGAGGAAGAAGAAGAGGGCGAGGAGGAGGAAGAAGAGGGAAAUGAGGAGGAGGAAGAAGAGAGUAAGGAGGUUACAGAGGAGGAAGAAGAGAGUAAGGAGGAGGUUACAGAGGAGGAGGAAGAAGAGAGUAAGGGGGAGGUUACAGAGGAGGAGGAAGAAGAGAGUAAGGGGGAGGUUACAGAGGAGGAGGAAGAAGAGAGUAAGGAGGUUACAGAGGAGGAAGAAGAGAGUAAGGAGGAGGUUACAGAGGAGGAGGAAGAAGAGAGUAAGGAGGUUACAGAGGAGGAAGAAGAGAGUAAGGAGGAGGUUACAGAGGAGGAGGAAGAAGAGAGUAAGGAGGUUACAGAGGAGGAAGAAGAUGGUGAGGAGGAAGAAGAGAGUAAGGAGGAGGUUACAGAGGAGGAGGAAGAAGAGAGUAAGGAGGACCUUACAGAGGAGGAGGAGGAAGAAGAAGAGGAUGAGGAAGAAGAGAGUAAGGAGGACCUUACAGAGGAGGAGGAGGAAGAAGAGAGUAAGGAGGAGGUUACAGAGGAGGAGGAAGAAGAGAGUAAGGAGGAGGUUACAGAGGAGGAGGAAGAAGAGAGUAAGGAGGAGGUUACAGAGGAGGAGGAAGAAGAGAGUAAAGAGGAGGUUACAGAGGAGGAGGAAGAAGAGAGUAAGGAGGACCUUACAGAGGAGGAGGAGGAAGAAGAAGAGGAUGAGGAAGAAGAGAGUAAGGAGGACCUAACAGAGGUGGAGGAAGAAGAAGAGGGUGAGGAAGAAGAGAGUAAGGAGGGGGUUACAGAGGAGCAGGAGGAGGAGGAAGAAGAAGAGGAGGAAGAAGAGAAGGAGGAGGAGGAGGUAAAAUCAACAACAAAAAACGUACAGAAGUUGCCAGUCAGUUCUCCUGACACAAAAGACAAACAACAGAAAGAAACACCUAAACCAGCACCGAGGACGAAGAAGAUCGCUGCAAGAGAGAAGACAGAAGCCGACUCUAAGCAGUUCUGGAACGAUGUUCUGCCUCAGUACCUCGACCUGCAAUGAGGUUCAUGUUUAACUAUAAAAUAGUGUUGAACUGAAAGGACUCAGCACCACGAGGGCCGUUCAGUACAGUUAGACCUGCUCACUGUGAGUCAGACAGCUGUCGGUAUAGUUCUCUUAUUGUCAACAAAUCAUUAAAAGACCGAAACCAACAAUUCAUUAGUCUCUCCCUCAAUACUUAACCACUUCCUGACUUUGUCUGUGGCACUCAGCCCCAAGCUCAUUUAUUCCUACUAAAGACAUUCAUUUUUAAAAAUGUGUCACAAAUUAGUUUUUGCGAGGUUACCUUUUAGACACGGCUCCUGAUGGCAGCAAUUCAGGUGUGUUAUGCUAGUAGCGGCUAAUCAGGGCCAGCUUAAGGCAUAGGCCAUAUAGGCGGUCGACUAGGGCGCCACCUUCUGGGGGACGCUGGUCGCCCUCUUGAAAAAUAAGAAAAGAAAACAAUACCAAAUCCGAAUAUCGCCUAGGGCACCAAAAGGGCUGGAGCCGGCCCUGUGGCUAAUGUAGCCUAAAGCCGCUAGCCUCAAGCAGAGAUGAGGAGUGGGCUACAGCUCCCUUCUUUCUAACUCCUCACCUCCAGAUCAAACCUGAAGCACACUCAAGUGACAUCACUUGAGGCAAUUUAUCAGACUUCACACAGCUUCCUCUAGAGCCACUAAAGGUUUUAUGCAACCCUUUUCCACAUUUGCAGUAGUACUCCUCAAGACUCCCCCUCAUUGUACUCUCUUCAUGGUCUCAUAAAUGUAUUCAUUUGUA
Messenger RNA from Sebastes umbrosus (honeycomb rockfish), 6551 nucleotides. It is a transcript of the gene rpgra, whose product is annotated as retinitis pigmentosa GTPase regulator a. The transcript has 15 exons. Bases 321 to 5798 code for a protein of 1825 amino acids. Lineage: Eukaryota; Metazoa; Chordata; Actinopteri; Perciformes; Sebastidae. The record is from RefSeq and is a predicted model, not a curated record.